AUAUGGGGGAAAACAAGUAGAUUCAUAUUUAAUUAUUUUGCUUUGUUUGGAAAAAUUUGUGCAAUAGUAGGACAAAAAUUCUUUAAUGAUACAUACAUGUGUACUAUAUUAGAAAAGUGUUCUGUUUAUAUUCAAAGCUUAAAAGGACAACGAACGCAUUGAAGUAAAAAGAGGGCUAUUCUGGGCUCUGGCUGCAUAUCGAUGGUUCGUGAUAUCUACACACGAAUUUAAUAGUUUUCGGGCAAAUAACUAUCUCUGUACAAGGAUCGAAAAGUUUGGGGGUUAAAAAUUUAAUCGGCUGCGCAUUUACUAAAUAUGCGGCUAAAAUUCUAGCUUCUUAUUUCGAAACUCAAAUAUUCCAACUACCUACAUGUGGGUGCGAAGCCGCGUAUUAAACAUACAUAUGUAAAUUAUGUCAGUGAGCGAUGCCGAUGAAAUACGCUCAGCUGCUGAAUCGCUGAUAAGCUCUCGCACGAACAUGGCCUAUCGUGGUGCAAUGUCUGUGCCGAUACCGCCCAACUAUGAUAUGUCACGCACACAUUCCAUCAACUUGAUCACCGAAGAAUUUCUGGGCGGUUAUAUGCAAGAUGGUCGCAUGUCGGUUGUACGUCGCUUCUUCUGUCUCUUUGUGACAUUCGAUUUAUUCUUCGUUUCGUUAUUGUGGUUAAUUUGUAUAAUGAUCAAUGGAGACAAUAUAUUUCAGGCAUUUCAAAAGCAAGUGGUCCAUUACACUUUUGGAACCUCUUUAUUUGAUGUAGUGGGAGCUGCUAUGUGCCGUUUUCUAGUUUUGACGUUCUUUUAUGCUUUGUUGUACAUAAACCAUUGGAUUAUAAUAGUUAUCAGUUCGUCGGAAUAUUGUUUUUUUUAUGUAUUGAAGAUAUGUAAUUAAUAAAAAAAUAUAAAUAAUUCACUAUUUCAGUGGGUCGACUCGCGUCAACAGGUUUUCGAAGUGAUACUCAUAAUAACGUCAUUCGUGUUGGCUUGGGGUGAAGCUUGGUUCCUCGAUUGCCGCGUCAUACCGCAGGAACGUCACGCGCGUAGCUAUUUCUCUGCAAUAGCUACUCCAGAACAGCGCUCACCAAUGAUGGCACCGUUUUUGGCCUCACAGUCGGAACGUAAUGUUCCGGAAAGCAUUUUUUAUUCACCUUUAGAAACGGUACACAAUAGCGAUGAUGAAGACGAUGAACAGGAUGAAGAAUAUCAUCAAAUGGCUUUGGAUUGUGUGCGGAGAGCACAUGAGCUAUUUGAAUCAAGCGAUUGGAAGGUAGAAAAGGUUACCAAUAAAGGAGACACGAUACGCAGUACGCAACGUGAAAAGAUGGGCAAAAUUUACAGACUAACAGCUCGUAUUAAAUAUCCACCCAAAGAGCUAAUGGAUGAACUCUUCUAUAACAUUGAAAAUGUUCCGAAAUGGAAUCCGACUUUGUUAGAAUCAAAAAUGGUGCAUAAAAUCAAUUCCUACACCGAUAUUACAUACCAGGCUAGUGUGGGUGGUGGCGGUGGCAUGGUGAAAAGUCGCGACUUCAUUAAUCUUCGCUGUUGGCGUCUCUUUCGCAAUGGCAAGAUAUGCGAAGAAUCCGAUGAUGAUGAUGAAGCGGAGAGUGGUACCGACACGGCCGGUCCAGGUAGCGUAUCCACCGUAUCAGAUGAUGACUCUGUACCCACCACACAGCCUAGCAGUGUUGAAAGUAAUCGUGCAAAAUUCUCAAGUAGCAGCAGUAGCGUAAUGCCUGGCGCUGGCGAUGCGGAUAGUCGAAGCGGUAGUGUGAAAAGUUUGCGUACUGGGCGGGCAUUUAAGACACUAAGUAAAAGCUUAGGCGCUAAAGAUUUUAGCGCAAUCGUACGUAUUGAUCCCGAUGAACCGCCACCAUUGGAAGAGGAUAGUUUUGAAGAUGCUCACGACAAUAUAGAUGACUUGGCGCAACUGGUGCAGAAGGAGGCACGGAUGGGAAUGCAAGAUGUACCACAGGAAAAUGCCGAUAUGGGUGAAGGGGCGGCUGUGAGUGGAGCUUUGGGUGGCGACGCUAGUAAAAAUAAAGUAUAUAUAAGCGCGGCAAUUAGUAUUGAUUAUGCGCCAGUUCCGCCGACUGCGAAAUAUAUACGCGGCGAAAAUCUUGUGACUGGGUUUGCGCUACAUGAAAUCGCAGGUAAAUCAGAUGCAUGCAUAUUCGACUGGAUUCUGUGUUUGGACUUGAAAGGUUACAUACCGCGGUAUGUGCUAGACACUGCCUACACCACUUUUAUGAGUGAUUAUAUGAAAUAUUUACGUAAAUAUGUAGUCGAGUUGCGCACUAAACGUAAACGAGUGUCUAGAAAAUAGCGGAAACAGAGUAUAGCGGUAUAACAGUGGGAAGAAAAACUGGCAUUCUUCAAUAAAUUUCGCACUCAUCCUGCUACAUGUAUUAGUCUUAUAUUCAUCAAACAUCGGUUAAAAUAGAACAUAUUUAAGGAACUGAUUAUGCAUGAUCUUGUUUAUAUAUAUUUUUACAACGCGAUUAUUAUAGAAUUUCUAAAAGUUUAAUGGUUGAUAACAAGUCCGAAAUGAUUCGCUAAAUAUUAGAUCUUAAUUAUGAAAAUUUUAAAACACAUACAUACAUAUAUUUUCUACAAUUAGGUCCAACAAUGUGAGAAUAAUGAAAUUAAUAUUGUUUGUACUCUUGUAAGUUAUAGCUUAGGUUAAAGUGAAAUAUUAAAGUUCAUUUGCUUCUGAAUUUGAACUAAAAACUCGGCGCACAAGUUAAUGAGACGUAUAUUUUACAGCAUAAUCUAUUUUUGUUGUAAUAUUUCAUGCCGUAUUAAGAUGAUAAUAUACAAUUUAUUAGCAAUUACUUUUAAGAUUUAAUCGUA
This is a messenger RNA of Rhagoletis pomonella (apple maggot), 2847 nucleotides long. RefSeq names its product steroidogenic acute regulatory protein-like (gene Start1). Gene Ontology annotation, molecular function: lipid binding. Lineage: Eukaryota; Metazoa; Arthropoda; Insecta; Diptera; Tephritidae. The record is from RefSeq and is a predicted model, not a curated record. The transcript has 13 exons.